GUUUCGAUUUAUAAUAUUUUUGUAUUAGAAAUAACAGCACGUAAAGUAUUACAAUAUAUUUUGCUCCUAAUUUCUCCAAAUAAUGGUCUAAAAGAAUAAUAAUACAGCAGUCUUCUAAACCAAAACAUCGUCCAAGGUACAAGACAUUGAACAAUGACACAUACCUGUGUCUAUGUUUACAGAAAUUUCUAUAGCUCGCAGAAAACAAGUUCUCAUUACACGUUAGACAAGCAAAACGUAAGGACUGGAGGGAAAUCAAAUCUGAUCAGUGUUUUAAAUUAAUUGACCGUAUCUCUCUCUCUCUCGUAGAUUGUGGCAUUGUAGUUUACAUUUUAGAAUUCUCCAUUGCUAUUUGUUCACGUUAAUAACAGAUCAUACUAAAAGGCAAUUUAGCGAGUCGAUACGAGGAGCUUUUUUUACAACUUGAGAAGAAAAAAUGUAUAAAUACAUGGAGGCUUGUAGAGAGAAUCUAGCUUCAAAGUUACGGACAUCUGUAAAUCCUGAAGCGAGACCUAUCUUGAACGUGAAGAAUAUGGGCAUUAGUAAUGACUUCCUGAAAGCGUUAGAAUUAUCAUAUAACGCAGCGACGUUGCGGAAACGUAAUAAACAACCUCAAGAGACAAGUAAUGCGGUGACUAUAAUAGAAGAGAAAUUAAGUGUUUUAUUUAAGAAGGUAAAAGGUAAAACCGACUCAACAGAGACAAGCUUCAACGAUAUUAUAAGCCUUGCAACAUCUUACUGUAACAUGGGUAUUGCGUACAAAGACUUUACGUCAAAAACCAAAUUAGUGGUGGCUCGCAGUCAUUUAAAGAAAUGUUUAGAAUUAUUAAAUGGAAAAGAAUUGGAUCGUAGAGCUAUUUUAAUAAUUAUGAGAGCAUCUGUGCAACUGGAACAUGUUUUCCGUCAACUCAAUGAAGCAGAAAACUGUUGUUUAUUCUCACAUAAAGCGAUCGGUUUCUAUCUCGAAUACACAAGUCAGGGAAGUGAGUUUCCUGCGCCUAUUGUUUCACGUUUCUCGGUUAAUCUUGAUAUUGAAGAUAAAGUGUGGCCAAAUACAAUGUUGUCUUUGGUAACGUUAUAUUCGGAACUUUUACCCCACAUCGAGAAGUGUGAGCGCGACAAGUGGGAUCCAGAAACUCUUGUAAAACCUAUACAUAAUUUUUUCAUGAAUCAGUGGUCAGAUGCGUUAGCGAGUCGAAGAAAAGGCUGUGCGUGGGCUUUUGCGACACUUGACUUUUCGAACUAUUUCACACGACACUUCCGCUUGCUAGAUACUUUAAAUUAUCUCUAUGCUAUAGACUAUAUCUUAGAUACAUAUAGAGAGCACGUAUGUAAUAUUUCCACUGCGACAGUCUCUUCUAUUAUUGAUUUUGUCGAUUUGGAGGGGCGUUUUGCUAUAGAAUGGGGCCUGUUUUGUAAACAUUGUUUGUUUGUUUGGAAAUCUAAAUUGUUUUUUAGGAACAAUGGCAAAGGUCGUAGGGCAAAUAAAUCGAAAUCAAAGACUUCUAUCGAGUCCGUGUUUUCUACGACAUUAAUAUACACGAACGUGAAGGAACAUGUAAAAAAUGAUGUUAGUGAGUUACCUGUUAGUGUACAAAAUCUCACUGAUGUUCUUACAUUUUACGGGUAUUGCACGCAAUAUUUUAAGAAGGCUAAACAGUAUUUUGCUAUAACAAACGAUAAAAAUCAGAUUGCAGUGAUAUAUUCACUGGAAAUCGACGCAGCGAAAUACAUACCGUACUUUAUACCAGACAGAGACAAACAGCUGCAAUAUUAUAAACAGCGAAUAGGAUGUUUUACACACAUGAAGAGUUCGAUCAAAUCUGUAGACUUAAAUAUUUAUGAUAUAAUCUUCAUAAAGAAGAAGUUUGAACUGAUACGUAUUUAUGGCAUUAUUCUAGACAUGAUAUUAGAGGACGCCGAAGUCACUGAAAAACGAUUUGAGGACAUAGACACAGAAGUGCCUAACUAUAUGAAAAAUAGUGUAGAAUGUAUUAAAAUGUAUGUAGAAAUGUUGGAUAAGUUAGUACUACUCGGAAAAAAAGAAUAAUAUAGGAAACGAUCCAUUUCUCAAAACCGCGUUUAUGUAUCAAUGAUUAUUAUAUUAUAUUAUUAUAGCUAAAGAAGAAUUAUUUAGAGAUCACUGGAAAACGAUUUGUGAACAUAUAAGACGGGAGUGCAUGACUAUGUGAAAGUAUAUGAAGUAGUAUAGAAUGUGUUAGAAAUGUACACUUGGAACAGUCGUAUGUUAUGUUCGAACUAUUUGAAAAGAAAAUUUAUCAUGGGACAUGAUCUAGUUUUAAAAACAUGAACUGGUCAAAGAAAAAUUACUUGGUAUCACAAAUUCUAUUGCUUACUAUUUUGUCGAACAUGUGCUGAAAUAUGAUUUUCUAAUACAUGACGUAUAGAACAUAGUACAUUAUAAUAUGCGUGAUAUUAUAUGGCAUAUUGUUUAUUGUGCAGUACGGUAUAUAUGUAUAAUAUAUAUAUGCAAUACAUAUGUAUGCGUUAUAUAUAUAUAUAUAUACCCACAUAAAACGAAAACCUCCAUUGGACGUCCAAUGGACGUCUGUCAUGGAGGUUCAGACCAUCCAGUGGACGUCCUUUAGACAUCCAAUGGACAGCCACUAGAAAUCCAUAGUUCCGCUUUGCGCACGUCCAAUGGACCUCCAUUAGACAUCUUCACAGACGUCCAUGGGACGUCGAUUGGACGUUUUGUGGAUCAUUAAUAGAGGGUUCACGGAGCCUCAGUGGACAACUAACCGACGUUCCGUGGAUCAUUAAUGGACGGUUCAUGGAGCAUCGAUGGACGUCUAUUAGAUGUUCCGUGGAUCAUUAAUGGAAGCUUCAUGGAACCUCGAUGCCACGAAACGUCGAUUAGUCGUCCAUCGAGGCUCUAUGAACCUUCCAUUAAUGGUCCAUGGGACGUACAUUAAUCGUCCACCGA
Molecule: messenger RNA, 2947 nt
Organism: Ooceraea biroi (clonal raider ant)
Lineage: Eukaryota; Metazoa; Arthropoda; Insecta; Hymenoptera; Formicidae
Source: RefSeq, a predicted model, not a curated record